Boeremia exigua is the source of this 2129-nucleotide messenger RNA. Its product is annotated as nudix family hydrolase. The transcript has 2 exons. Bases 325 to 1746 code for a protein of 473 amino acids. The record is from RefSeq and is a predicted model, not a curated record. Lineage: Eukaryota; Fungi; Ascomycota; Dothideomycetes; Pleosporales; Didymellaceae. Gene Ontology annotation, molecular function: coenzyme A diphosphatase activity.
UGAUGCUCGAUUGCGCACUAUGGUUGCUGUGUCUCGUCGGCUCGUGUGCAUUGCUAAUUGCUACCCCAGCUUGUCUGUGAGGCGCUAGGUAGCCUCGGCUCUCAGAGGUGUGUCGCUUCGAUGGUGAGCUUACCUGCACUGACCUCACGUCGCACGAUCCAACGCCGUCUUGGGUCUGUCAUCUCCAACGCUUGAUACUAGUCCACUAUAUUUGCUUGUACCUAGACUGCCGUGUCGCGUCAGAGGGUGUGUUCUCGUGUUAUCCGUCCCAGCCGUUACGGCGUAGAACGAAAUCACAGCACGCGGCCAGCGCAACGCGCCAGCAUGUCAGAGCAAACAGAAGCCGAAGCCUUGAUUGCGCACCUCAAAUCUGUCCUCCUCCAGCUCAAUGCAAAUCCGUACCCAGAGGUCGCGUGCCCUCCAACAGUGCCAAAACGCGCAAGCGUCGCCCUGAUCUUGCGUGUCCAGCCAAACUACAAUCAUUGGCCAGCCUACUCAGACAAACCUCUACAUUCUGCGCAGCAACACCCACCAAGGCCCCGUCGAAGAUCUUCUGCCGCGUCAGGGUCUGGCCAGAAGCUCGGGUUUGACGACAUCCUGCACGCGUUCUUCGAGCAGGACUGGGUGAAGCAUGGCGACCCUGAAAUACUGUUCAUCAAGCGAGCGACGAGGAUAGGAGACAAGUGGAACGGUCACGUCGCUCUGCCUGGAGGGAAGCGGGAUCCCGAGGACGAUGACGACGCUGUCACAGCUAUGAGGGAAGCGUCUGAGGAAGUAGGCAUUGAUCUCGGCUACCACAGUGCGAUCGCGGUUGGCAACCUGCCCCAGCGGAUAGUUACCACAAGCUGGGGCAAGGUACCACUCAUGGUACUCUGCCCGUACAUCUACCUCCUCACCUCGCCCAACUACCCAACCCAACGCUUGCAGCCCACCGAAGUAGCUUCCUCGCACUGGGUCCCCAUUCGCGCGCUCCUGUCUCCCGUCCUCCGUACCCACGAGUACGCCGAUGUCUCCGCCCGCCUCGCAAAAUCUGAACUCGGCAUUAAGCGCUGGUUUCUCCAGGCCAUGCUCUCGAAGAUGAUGUUUGCAGCCAUCCGCCUCGUCCCUUCGAACUCCACACACUGCGCCACGAUACCUGACUUUGUGCCUGCUUUCAGCGCGCCACCAAAAGGCACAGCGACCAAGGUCAAAGACCUCGUCUUUGGCGAGGACCGCAGCGAUGGGAAACCGCCGCUGUUGCUCUGGGGGCUGACAUUGGGCGUUGUGAGCGACUUCCUGGAACAUAUCCCGCCGCACAAUGCGCUGGAGUUGUGGACAUAUCCGACAUUUACGAGCUGGGACGUCAGGUCCGUGAUGUGGGCUAUGUCGUAUAGAUUUCGCACGCAAAAAUCACUUGAGAUGUCGACGGCGACUACGCACUCGUCGACGGCAGCUGGUGAGCAGGACCUACCAGGAUUCGGGAGUGAGGCUGUAGGACCGCUCUUUGCUGAGACAGAGCAAGGCGGGGAGAAGCCCGGCGAGGUUGGGAUAGCUGGAUUGGGCGUGGGUAGGGGGUGGGGACAGACCGGGCGGGCAAAGAUGGUCGCGAGAGGUGCGGCCGUCAAUUCGAUGCUGGAGGGAUACUACCCUCUUGUGAGGCGAGCUGUGGCCACCGCUCUCGUAGGACGAAUAGGUGUCGUCGCACUGCUUGCAUUCGUGACUUGGAAGAAGAUCGAUUGGGAAAGGUUAGUCAAGCUAGUUGUAUAGGUCUUACCAGUCCUAUCCAUGAUUAUGUUUGGAUUCCACGACACCCCUGUCGGAGUCUUCUCAAAACUUUCUUAAAGACGUCCGAAGGCCCUCGGUCACACAACAUCCUGCCAAGCGUGAGGUUCACUGACUCCACACCUGAUCUCCACGUCUGAUGGCUGGCGAGAGUGCUCCGACGCUAGGUGCAGGCUCAGACAUGGGAAGGAUCCGUCAAGGGCCGUUGGGCGGGCGAUCGUGCACUCGCAAGCGUGGUGAUUUGACAUGUGAAAGUCUGGAGAAGGACCCACUUCGAGACGACGUCUGAUGGUGGUGGCGUUAAGUGAUGGUGAUUUCCGAAUGUCUACAAUCACCGUGCGAAGGAAAUCAAAUAAAUAACAUGCAUU